Messenger RNA from Necator americanus (New World hookworm), 813 nucleotides. RefSeq lists its product as uncharacterized. Gene Ontology annotation, biological process: regulation of alternative mRNA splicing, via spliceosome; mRNA processing. Gene Ontology annotation, molecular function: mRNA binding. The record is from RefSeq and is a predicted model, not a curated record. Lineage: Eukaryota; Metazoa; Nematoda; Chromadorea; Rhabditida; Ancylostomatidae. Bases 1 to 813 code for a protein of 270 amino acids. Gene Ontology annotation, cellular component: nucleus; cytoplasm. The transcript is spliced from 10 exons.
AUGGUAGCUCUAUCCAAUAUCGGCAUCGGAGCUAUGUGUGCGUUCGUUGGAGUUAUGUGUGGUGGCAUAUUUUUUCUUAUGAAGAUGCUUGCUUCUUGGGACCAGUUGCUUGGCAAUGCCGAAGAAAGCAAUGACAAAGAAGAAAAACUGCAGCGACGGUUCAUAACGAAACUGAUACGAAUCCCAGCAAAAAGUAUUGGCGCAGUUCUUGGCAGAGGUGGAGCGAACGUGCGUCGCGUUGAAUUUGAAACCAAGACAUUCAUCCGAAUUGUUUAUUCUGACAAGAAUAUUGACGCGCGCAGGAAAGCCAGUUCCCAUGAUCAAAUCGGAAAUAACGUGGGAGAAGACUGGUUCGCCAACGAGAGAACAAGUCGCCGACCAGAUGAUGAAGGCACAUUUGUAGAAAUUCGAGGCGAAAAUAAGGAGCAGAUACGGCUGGCCUGUCUGGCUGUGCGAGGACUUGUGGCCGACUCGCUCAUGCCACAGAUCACAAAACAUUUGUGUGCUGAACCGCAUGUCGUUGGUUCCAUCAUUGGAAAAGACGGGACUAACCUCAGACGAUUACAACGUAAUUUCAAAGUUAACGUUGAGAUCGAUAAUAAUACUGGCAAUUCUCUUCGAAAGAUAUCCAUUACGGGGACGGAAGAGGCUGUGUCUCAGGCAGAGGCACGCAUCAUGCAGUUGAUGAGUCGUGGACGUCAAAAUAGCUUGAACGCAGCGAACGUCGACGAACUUCCUUUUGAAGAGUGGAUGUCGGAGGUUGCCUUGCUAAAGACGCAGUGUGAAGAAGGUGAGGACGAGGUGUGGUGCUGA